UGUCGCGAGUGAACUGUAGGGUGCGCCGAAAGUAUGAAAAACAUGUUUUGUGUAUUGUAUGAGAACAAUUUUUUUGUUUGAAUAUGUGUUUUGUAGCUUAAGUAUAGUGUGAUAUUAGAUUUUACAAAAUCUAUGUCUAAAUUUAUAAUGUAUUUUUCAAAAUUCUUAGUGUAACUUUGGUUAAAUAACUUGUACGGUGUUAUUUUGAUAUUAAGUUAGUGAACUCAAUCAAAAUGGCGCAUCAAAUGCCCCCAUCAGUGAACUGUUCGUUAGAUGAGAUUGACUUAACAGCUCUUAAGGAACCUGCAGGAAUAUUUGAGCUCAUUGAAGUUGUCGGAAAUGGGACCUACGGACAGGUUUACAAGGGGCGGCAUACAAAAACUGGCCAGUUGGCGGCUAUUAAAGUUAUGGACGUCACCGAAGAUGAGGAGGAAGAAAUCAAAUUGGAAAUAAAUGUUCUCAAGAAAUAUUCAAAUCACCGUAACAUUGCCACUUAUUAUGGAGCAUUCAUAAAGAAAUCUCCUCCGGGCAAAGACGAUCAGUUGUGGUUGGUGAUGGAAUACUGUGGUGCAGGAUCUGUAACUGAUCUAGUGAAGUCUACGAAGGGUCAGUCGCUGAAAGAAGAAUGGAUAGCAUACAUCUGCCGUGAAAUCCUGAGGGGGUUGUCAUAUUUGCACUCAAACAAGGUUAUCCACAGAGACAUCAAGGGGCAGAAUGUCCUGUUAACGGAUAAUGCCGAAGUUAAAUUAGUUGACUUUGGUGUGUCUGCUCAGUUGGAUAGAACAAUAGGCCGCCGAAACACCUUUAUAGGAACACCGUAUUGGAUGGCCCCAGAGGUUAUAGCCUGCGAUGAAAAUCCUGAUGCAACAUAUGACAAUCGUAGUGACUUAUGGUCUCUAGGUAUAACAGCAUUAGAAAUGGCCGAAUCGCAGCCUCCCCUCUGUGAAUUGCAUCCGAUGAGAGCCCUCUUCCUCAUCCCACGAAACCCACCUCCGAGACUCAAAAGCAAAAAGUGGAACAAAAAAUUUCAUGGCUUCAUCGAAACAGUAUUAGUCAAGGAUUACCACGAACGUCCUUAUACUGAGCAAUUAUUAAAGCACCCAUUCAUAAGGGACCAACCUACCGAACGCCAGGUAAGAAUUCAACUGAAGGAUCACAUCGAUCGUUGCAAAAAGAGGAAGCAGGAGAAAGAAAGGGAAGAUUACAGAUAUUCGGGCUCAGAGAACGAAGAAGAAGAACCACAACUUGCAGGAGAGCCUAGUAGUAUCGUUCAGGCUCCCGGAGGAGAUACUUUACGUAGGAACUUCCAGCAAAUACAAGAAGGGCGCACCCUUAGUCAAGUCGAACCACCCCCACGAAGUGGUAAAAAUAAGGAUAGAGAAGAAAUUCCCGAACCUGGACCCCCAGCUCGACCACCCAUACCACAAAGGGUAAUAGUGAUACCUGAUCCUGCCCCACCAAGACGACCACUGCCACCGCCACCCGAUAAUAAUUUUGCCGCUUCCAGAUCUCAACAACAACAACCACAAAGGAACUCACAGCAUCAGUUCAAACCUAUGGCUGCUGCACGUAAACCUGAGGAAUUAGACGCGUUAGCAGCACACUUAAACGAACUCGGCGUUCAGCAAACUAACCAACCCGAAGCACCUCCUAGAAACAACAGGAAUAACAAGCAGGCACAGUCUGCGGCUAACAAUAAUGUAUCUACUCCCAGCUCGGCUACUAAUCACACACCUAGCAACCAGGCCAUUGGAGGUAACAACAUUGACACCCUCGUGGAUAGCGAAAGUGACUCAGAACCUGAAGACAACGGACGAGUGAGGAACGAUGGAACUUUGUUGGCUAGUGACCCUCCAAAACCACUAGCCGGACUGGGAGUAGUCCCUGAAGGCACGGCGAGUGUAUCGAGUCCUGGUGCCACGGCGGGAUCUGGUUCUAGUUCCGGUAGUGCUCCCAAUAGACCUUUACCUCCUACACCAGACGACGACGAAUCUCAAGGCGACAGAACUUUGGUUCUUAGGAAGCAGUCUGCAGUUAGUCAUGGCAACAAAAGUCAAAACGUCGAAGACAUAGAUGAAGCCACGUUGCUAAAAGACUGGGACUUUGACAAGUUCUUCCCUAAAAAAACAAACACAGAAUCUUCCUCCUCGCCAUCAAAUAGUUCAGACACCAAAAAGGAAGAAAGAGACAAAAAACAAGGCCAUCGCAGAAUGGAGAGCGAUUCAAAAAUAUCGAAUCCGUUUUUCCGCGGUUUCCGAAGAGAAAAUUCGGAUUUCUUCCCCAUGAGUGCUCGACAUUCUGCUGUGUAUAUCGAUAAAAAUGCUAGAUCUAGCGGUAUUUUUAAUAAUCGUCGGGGGUCUGAUGUAGGAAUGUCUAGAAAAACCACCGGUGAACCAGUCUUAACUGAAUAUGUAAAGAAAACCGAUUCUCUGAUUACAUCGACUCCUAGUAAGAACGAUGUGAAUCGUAACUACGGAGUCGUAAAUGAUAAAAAAGAAAACAGCAUUCUGAACAGUAUUAUUAGACCCCGACGUGAGAAAACUGAAUCUGAUAUUGUGUUGAGACAUUCUGAAGCUAGGAGAAGCAUCAGAGAAAGCUUAGAGGCACGCCGUAGGGAAGUGGAGUCUCAGUUUGCAAAGGAGGCCGAAAAUAUAAGGAGACGGAGCUCGAAACCGAUCGAAAUAAACUCCCUCAACCUCUCGAAUAUCUCGAAUACAUCCACAGGAUCGAAUUUAACUGUUGGGGAUGAGUUUUCUUUCAUACAGAACGGGAGAAGUAGUGAUCACUCGCGACAAAGUAGUGUUUUACCUGACCUCCUUAGUCAAGCCAGUGGCAGUCCUGGUACCCCAUCAGCUCGAGAUAAAUCGACAAACGAAGAGUUCCACAGUACCCCUCCGUCUACUACUCAUAACUUACAUGCUAACGCUCUUGCCUUACAACAGAAACAACGUUCCUUCCUUGCAUUCGGAUUCGGAGCCAGCUCCGCCCCGUCAAGGAGAGAAUCACAUGUAAACGUUAACGUUACUCCAACGUCACAUGACAUAUCAUCCGAUACUCCGGAAAUUAGGAAAUACAAGAAGAGAUUCAACAGUGAGAUUUUAUGUGCUGCCUUAUGGGGCGUAAAUCUUCUCAUUGGUACUGAACAUGGACUGAUGCUAUUAGAUAGAAGCGGACAAGGAAAGGUGUAUCAAUUAAUUUCAAGAAGGCGGUUCCAGCAGAUGGAAGUGCUUGAAGGGCAGAACAUUCUCGUUACGAUCUCAGGCAAAAAGAAUCGGGUUCGAGUGUACUAUCUCAGCUGGCUCAAGAGUAAAAUUUUACGGACGGAUGGCAUGAGCGAUCAAGUAGAACGAAGAAACGGAUGGAUAAACGUAGGUGAUCUUCAAGGGGCGGUCCACUUCAAGAUAGUAAAAUACGAGAGAAUAAAGUUCCUGGUGAUAGCCUUAAAAGACAGUAUUGAAAUUUACGCGUGGGCACCCAAGCCCUACCACAAAUUCAUGGCUUUCAAGUCGUUCUGUGAUUUGACAUAUCGCCCGCUCCUGGUCGAUUUGACAGUCGAGGAAGGCACGAGACUUAAGGUGAUCUAUGGGAGCAGUGAUGGAUUCCAUGCCGUUGACUUGGACUCGGCUAGCGUUUACGAUAUCUACUUACCCAAACACACACAAAAUGGAAUUAGUCCACACUGUAUAGUUACUUUACCAAAUAGUAAUGGAAUGCAGCUCUUACUUUGUUACGAUAAUGAAGGUGUAUAUGUGAACACGUAUGGUAGGAUAUCUAAGAAUAUGUUGCUCCAGUGGGGUGAAAUGCCAACAUCGGUAGCAUACAUAGGCACAGGCCAGAUAAUGGGUUGGGGUAAUAAGGCCAUAGAGAUACGUUCGGUGGAAUCAGGACAUUUAGACGGAGUAUUUAUGCAUAAAAAGGCUCAGAGGUUAAAGUUUUUGUGCGAACGAAACGACAAGGUCUUCUUUUCUAGUGCUAAGAGUGGGUCUUCUUGUCAAAUUUAUUUCAUGACCCUCAACAAACCCGGCAUGGCGAAUUGGUAACGUUGGAAUAAUUUAAAACAGUUCGAUGUCACGUACGUAAGGGAUGACUCUCUCGAACAAAUUUCUUUUGGUCAGCCAAGCCGUUGUGGAGGAAUCAGUUUAAUUUU
This is a messenger RNA of Anoplophora glabripennis (Asian longhorned beetle), 4147 nucleotides long. It is a transcript of the gene msn, whose product is annotated as serine/threonine-protein kinase mig-15. The coding region runs from base 234 to 4040 and encodes 1268 amino acids. Lineage: Eukaryota; Metazoa; Arthropoda; Insecta; Coleoptera; Cerambycidae. Gene Ontology annotation, biological process: protein phosphorylation. The transcript has 17 exons. The record is from RefSeq and is a predicted model, not a curated record. Gene Ontology annotation, molecular function: protein kinase activity; ATP binding.